Molecule: messenger RNA, 2445 nt
Organism: Rhinocladiella mackenziei CBS 650.93
Lineage: Eukaryota; Fungi; Ascomycota; Eurotiomycetes; Chaetothyriales; Herpotrichiellaceae
Exons: 7
Coding region: 1-2445 (814 amino acids)
Biological process (GO): translation; positive regulation of transcription by RNA polymerase II
Cellular component (GO): nucleus; ribosome; cytosolic large ribosomal subunit
Molecular function (GO): DNA-binding transcription factor activity; structural constituent of ribosome; sequence-specific DNA binding
Source: RefSeq, a predicted model, not a curated record
AUGAACCAAACACAGUCGUACAUGGAUAUGCAUCCGGCGUCCCAUAUCUCCUCUGGACCCUCGUAUUCGCACGCCGCAACCACUGCACCACUGGGCCAUUAUCAACAGUAUCAGCAGCCUUCGGUAAUUCCUCCAGCAUCCACGCACUAUGGACCGUCUCAGGCCUAUAGUAAUUAUGGCUAUGCGAAUGGAGUGACCUCACCACAGUCUGCGACAGGCCCAGUAGCUCAACAGGUUCAAUCUCAAAUCCCAUCCCUUCCUGCUAUGAUGACUGGUCCCAAUACCCAGCACUCUUAUGUACCUCAAACUCCUUCGUUGCCAGCUCCUGGUCAGACUUAUCCGAGUCAGCCUUUUGAUACAACCGGGCAAGUCGCGCCUCCAGGCAUGAAACCGAGAGUUACAGCAACGCUUUGGGAAGAUGAAGGAAGUCUGUGUUUUCAAGUCGAGGCAAAAGGUGUCUGUGUUGCUCGUCGUGAAGACAAUCAUUUUAUCAACGGAACAAAGCUGCUCAACGUCGCCGGAAUGACUCGAGGUCGUCGAGACGGAAUACUCAAGUCAGAAAAGACCCGGCACGUGGUGAAGAUUGGACCUAUGCACCUCAAGGGCGUCUGGAUUCCCUUUGAACGUGCUCUGGAUUUUGCAAAUAAGGAGAAGAUCACUGAUUUGCUUUAUCCACUCUUCGUACACAAUAUCGGUGGCCUGCUAUAUAAUCCUGAAAAUGCCCCCCGAACAAAUGCAGUAGUACAGGCAACAACAGAGCGACGUCGCAUGGACAGCGUUGACUCGACUCGUCCGGCGCAGCCUGCUCAGACUCCGACGCUACAUCAUCAUCAUACUAUCCAGGGGACUGGUCAAGCGCCACCAACACCACAUUCCAUUGUCCAUCAGAACGCUGGACGUCCAGGAAUCGACCGCGCGCAUACUUUCCCGACGCCGCCAACUAGUGCAUCGAGUGUCAUGGGAAUGAGCAAUCAGGGCAGUUCCUAUGAUUGGGGCAACCAGAACAUGACCAAUGGUGCAACUGGAGCUCAACCCUUGUCCAUCGAUACCGGCCUGAAUGCUCGAUCAAUGCCGACCACACCCGCUACCACCCCGCCAGGGACGUCUGGACAAGGAAUGCAAUCAUAUCAAAAUCAGCCAGGAUAUGACAAUUCCAAACAUUUCUACAGCACCACGCCGAGCUCCCAAACUGGUUAUGCCCAGCAUCCGGAUGGUAGCCGAUACGGCCAAUCCAUGCCCUCUGCUCCGUACGUCAAGGGCGAGAUGGGCCCUCCCAUAGCUCCCGGAACCGCUAGCGCAGGUGGAGAUGGCCAUGAUCACAAAGCUGAUGCAUAUGCUGCUCAAAGCCAUGGAUCUCAGCAUGAUAGUGAUCAUCCGGAUAGUGGUUAUAUGAGCGCCAAUGCUUCUGCGUACAGUUCUAACCGGGGCCAGUACGCAUACGGUGCUACUGGUGAGCAUCCGCAUCUAUCUCCUGAGCAGAUGUCUGGCUCUCCAACCCAUCAAAGUGGUUCCGGUCAAGCAACUCCUCGAACGAUGCCAUCAGGUCAACCACAAUGGACACCGGAUUAUCACACUCCACCGCGGCCACCCACUUCGAGCAAUGUUUAUAAUGUGAUGGGCCGAGCUCGCACGCCACAGGGAGGAGCCCCCGCAGACAGCUACGGCAACCCAGCAUAUUCAGGCGCUGGUCAUCCCGCUGGGUUAGCAUCGGGCAAGCGAGGGCGAGAAGAUGAUGAUCAAGAUCGGCCGGGGAGUCGAGAAUUUGAUGCAUACGACGCGAAGCGACGCAAAGUGGGACGUCAAGACACAUUUGGCAUGCCUCUUAAUACACCUCCACACAUGCAAGCCAUCAAAACCGGCGGACAACGGACCAAUCUCCGUACUCAGAAGCGCCUCGCGGCGUCCGUCGUCGGCUGCGGCAAGCGCAAGAUCUGGCUUGACCCCAACGAAGUCAACGAAAUCUCCAAUGCAAACUCCCGGCAGACGAUCCGAAAAUUGGUCAGCGAUGGACUUAUUAUCCGCAAACCCGUCGCCAUGCACUCCCGGGCUCGUGCGAGAGAGCUGAAUGCUGCGAGAAGAAUUGGAAGACAUCGAGGCUUCGGUAAGAGAAAGGGUACAAAGGAUGCCAGAAUGCCAAGCCAGGUCCUCUGGAUGAGACGACUGCGUGUUCUUCGACGUCUUCUUGUCAAGUACCGAGCUGCCGGCAAGAUUGACAAGCACCUCUACCACGAGCUCUACCAACUGAGCAAAGGUAACACUUUCAAGCACAAGCGUGCAUUGGUCGAACAUAUUCACAAAGCCAAAGCCGAGAAGCAGCGUGAGAGAAUCCUCAAGGAAGAAAUGGAUGCCAAACGUGCGAAGACGAAGGCUGCUCGUGAGAGAAGGCAAGAACGAAUCCAGACCAAGAGAAACGCUCUGGCUGGAGAGGAAGAGACCAAGGAGUAG